AAGGGGAGCGGUUGGCGCCUUCCACCCGGUGUGCGCUUGCGUGGAGACAAAAGCCCGCGAGGGGCGGGACUUGAAGGAGGCCCGCUCAUUUGCGUUUUUGGCGGGAGAAGUGCGAGCGAGCACGCCUCUCCUGUGCUGUCCUCAACCGCCGUUCGUCGCUGGUUUCCCUCAGCUGUGUCCCGACCAGGAGCUAUCUGGGCAGCCUGCCCCUUUGCCAACCCUCCUAGCAGUGGAAGGAAACUGAGAGCUUCGCCAGCAGCUGUAGAGCAGCAGGAGUGGCCCAUGGACCUGCCAGAGGGCGAGGCUCGUGGUCCCACUGCACAAAUGUACCUCUGGGAGCAGCCUGAGGAAGUGAAUUCUGAACCACUGCUCAGCCUAGAAGAACAAAUCCUUAACUCCACAUUCGAAGCCUGUGACCCUCACAAGACAGGCACUGUCUCUGUGGCCCACCUCCUGGCCUAUCUGGAGGCUGUGACAGGACAAGGCCCCCAGGAUGUACGCCUCCAAACACUGGCCCAAAGCUUGGACCCUUACGGGGAGGGUGCUGGAGCCACUGUGGAAUUGGACACCUUUCUGGUGGUCAUGCGGGACUGGAUUGCUGCCUGUCAGCUGCAGGGGGGAUUAGAGCAGACAGAGGAGACCGCCUUCGGGGGAGCCCUGGCUUCUCCACACCUGCCAUCUGCAUGCCCAGAAGCUGAGGAGCCAGCCAACUUAGAGAGCUUUGGAGGAGAAGACCCCAGGCCUGAGGGGCCUGCCACGGCUGAGCUGUUGAGCAGCCUGGAGGAUCUAGAGCUCAGCAACCGGCGCCUGGCUGGUGAAAACGCCAAGCUGCAGCGCAGUGUGGAGACUGCAGAGGAGAGUUCUGCCCGCCUAGGGGAGGAGAUCGCAGCCCUGCGCAGGCAGCUGCGAAGUACCCAGCAGGCCCUGCAGGUGGCCAAGGCCUUGGAUGAGGAGCUAGAGGACCUGAAGACUUUGGCCAAGAGCCUGGAAGAGCAGAAUCGGAGCCUGAUUGCCCAGGCCCGGCAUACAGAGAAGGAGCAGCAGCACUUGGUGGCUGAGGUGGAGACGCUACAGGAGGAGAAUGGGAAGCUGCUAGCAGAGCGAGAUGGAGUGAAGAGGCGGAGUGAGGAGCUGGCCACAGAGAAAGAUGCUUUGAAGCGGCAGCUCUGUGAGUGUGAACAACUCAUUUGCCAGCGUGAAGCAGUCCUCUCAGAGCGUACCCGCCAUGCAGAGAGUCUGGCCCAGACCUUGGAGGAGUACAGAGCCACCACCCAGGAACUAAGGCAAGAAAUCUCAAGCCUGGAGGAGCAGUUGAGUCAGAGCCAGGAGCACCCGGAGGAGCUGCUGGAAGGAGCUGAGGCAAGAAGAGUGCACUGGGUCAUGGCACUGCCUCCAACACUAGACUUGGAGAUCCAGGCUAUCCGGCAGGAGCAGGACACAACAGGUACUGGCCUCUCCAGUCCUCUUUGUGGAGUGUGGCAGUGGGAGGAAGCUAAGGCUGAGCCGCAUGAGGAGGCUGAAGACCCUGCUAGAGAACAGAGAAACUUGCAGAGAGAGGCAGUACAUGCUCUAGAAGGAAGCCGAACACUGCCCUGGAGGUUGUCCAGAAGACAGGAAGAAGAGGAAGAAGAUGAGAGCUGGGUCCAGGCUGACCCCUCCAGCCCUCUGGGAACCCCUCACCAUGAACUUGGUCCAGGAAGCUUUUCUGAGAGUUGCCAAGUCAUGCCAGAGGUGCAACAAGCCCUCGUGCCUGUGGUGAGAGAAUUGGUGCCUGUUGAGAGGUCCCACACCCACCACUGUCUGCGCCCCCAGUACUCCCCGGGGAUCAGAAUCAGCCAGUACCCACUGGUCCCCACACCCAUGUUGGGCCUGCUGCUGCUGCUGCUGCUCUCCAUCCUGCUGCUUAGCCAGUCCCCAACGCCCACCUGGCCGCACCUGCAGCUCUAUUACCUACAGCCUCCACCAGUGUGAGGCACCUUCCCAGCAGACAGCCUACCCUGUGCCGCCACUGUACCUUCUGCUGUCACUGACUCAGGGCGCGGGAGGCCACAUCCCCAAGUUGUUUUAUGUGACCAUAACCUCUUCUGGCCUUCUCCUGUUUCUAAACAAUAGCGA
Molecule: messenger RNA, 2115 nt
Organism: Meriones unguiculatus (Mongolian gerbil)
Lineage: Eukaryota; Metazoa; Chordata; Mammalia; Rodentia; Muridae
Gene: Kash5
Product: KASH domain containing 5
Exons: 20
Coding region: 283-1971 (562 amino acids)
Biological process (GO): homologous chromosome pairing at meiosis; actin filament organization; chromosome localization to nuclear envelope involved in homologous chromosome segregation
Cellular component (GO): chromosome, telomeric region; meiotic spindle pole; nuclear outer membrane
Molecular function (GO): dynein complex binding
Source: RefSeq, a predicted model, not a curated record